CACUCCCCCUUCCUGUCUCGGCUCAUUUUAACCGACGGCCGAACCCACCUUCGUCCCACAGACCCAGAGAUAGCGGCGGCUGCAAGAAGAGGCGCGUAGGGGAAGAAAAAAAAAGAUAUUAAAUAAUAUAUUUUAAAAAAUCAUUUUGGUAGUUUUGUUGUGACCCACCCACUUUGCAUUUAUUUUUUUAACCUCACGCACUCGCACCUCCCCACCCCAUCAUCCGCCGGCUGGGAGGCUCUGCCCUGCCCGUAUUAUUCAAGCAGACGAGAGAGUGUGAGCCUGUGUGUGCGCGGAGAGAGCGGCGACAAGGGCGACCAUGGCUGGCUGGAACGGUUAUGUCGAUAACCUGAUGGCCGAUGGAAACUGCCAGGACUCCGCCGUCAUCGGCUACACCGACGCCAAGUACGUGUGGGCAGCGUCGCCCGGAGGCACCUUCUCGGUGGUCACGCCUCCAGAAAUAGAUGUGGUGGUUGGAAAGGAUCGUCAAAGUUUCUUUACCAAUGGCUUGGUCCUGGGUGGAAGGAAAUGCUCCGUUAUCAGAGAUAGCCUGUUUGUUGAAGGUGACUGCACAAUGGACAUCAGGACAAAGAGCCAAGCUGGAGAACCAACGUACAAUGUUUCUGUAGGCAGAGCUGGCAAAAUCUUGGUCUUUGUAAUGGGAAAAGAAGGGACCCACGGAGGAGUCUUGAAUAAGAAGGCAUUCUCAAUGGCAAAAUACUUGAGAGAGACUGGGUUCUAGUCGGCCAGGAUUGCUAUUCAGUAGUUUAAAAAAAAAAAAUUGCUAUUAAAGUUUCCUUUAGCAGUCACCUGUUGUUUCACGUUGAAGUUACGGAAAGUUUAAUAGCAAUGCAGGGUUUUGGGGGGUAUGAGCCCAUGUCUCCUUUGUAUCCCUGUAUUGGUGGGGAAAGUAAAUUUUCAUUUUUUUUCCUUAUGUACUCCAGCAUUGGUUGUAGUCAUGGGAAAGGAAAGUGUCCAUGGGGUGGGUAGUCAACAAGAAAACACCAUGGCUACAUACCUGAGGAAUUCUGGAUACUAAGCAGCCUCUCCCCAUCCACCUAGCAACUCAUUCACCCUUGCCACAACCCAGUUGCAAUGGCAGUGCUACCAGACUGUAGUUGGUUAGAUUAUUUUUUAAUUUAUCCAUUUGAUUCCCUUUGCCUCUUUACCACUUAAUUGUAAUAACAUUGUAGAUGUAAUGGAAAGUAAAUCCACUGUUUUGGCACCAUUAGCACAAUAACUAAAUGGUGAUAUGCAUGUUAUUACUUUUGAUAUUGUUGCAAACAAUUGGGCUGACUUGCUAAGCCUGGGCAUUGCUUUGUUUUAGUUAGAAAGUUUAUUGGCAUCCAAAGUCACCAAACCAGGUUCUGAUUAUUCUCUAUCUCCCUUCCCUUCCCCGUUGAAGUACUUAUUGAAAAUGAAUGAAAAGGUGCUGGUAGUACAAUCUAAGUGUUGCUGAGAGAGCACUUUCAGCAGUUACGUAGAUAUUUUUAGUCUUCCUUUUUGUUUGAGCAUGUUGGAAGAGAAAGUGCAUGCCUAUUUUUUGCCAUAAUGUUCCUGACUUAGGUAAUACUUGUAAUUAGUUUGCCCAUUAUCAUUGCUAAUGCACCUGGAUUUCAAAACCUGUUUACAUCCAUGAAUAACUUGCCAGCAGCUUUGAAGGUGCACUCUGUUAAACUUGUUUUUUUUUUUGCAUCUUGAUUUCAUGGGAUGUGAUCACAAAACAGCUUUUGAGAUGUGUAAGUUACUUUCCCAUGAACAUGCCACAAUACUGACUCUGAUCAGUUUAUUCUCCAGGAACAUUCCAUCUUUGCAAUAGCUCAGGCACUUAAAUGUUUUGCCAGCUCCUUUAAUGUGAGUUUAUCUUUUUAAUAAAGGUUGCCACUUUGGACAAUAAAUAUCCCAACAUAACCAUCACAGAUGUGUCCAGAUUUGAGUGCUUCAUAGGACCAAUUAACUUGCAGCUUGAGGGAUUUUAAAAGAGCAGACUGCUAUAAAAUGAUUGUGAAGGGUGACUGCCACCCCUCAAUACUGUAUUGGCAAUUUAGAUAAAUGUGUGAUAGUAUGUCCAUCAAUGUUGAUGAUUUGAAGAUCAAAUUAGUAUCUGAUCAAGGUUGGCAGUCUCCUAUAUGGAAAUUAAAUAUUUCAAAUCAAGGGAAUUGAUGCAUUAAACCUGGUAAGCUCAUGCUGCAGAAGGAAACUGGAAGAAUUGACUUAUGCUCCUAAUUGUUUUAAAAUCUGUGGAAAUGUCUGUUUUGAGCACAAUACUAACUUGUGUUCGGUUCAAACAAAAUGACAAAAGCUCUGUAUUCAUAAAUGAAUAAAAUGGGAGAUGGUAUUGGUUGGAAUAAUCACACUUGGCUGUCUUGUGAAAUUAUUUUGCAAAUGUUUGUGUAUCCUGUGCCAUACAUACUGCAUAGAGAUUUGCUGUUGUGAGAUGGAUUUUAACUGCCGCUGCAAGGCUUUCAGUUGAACAGCACUUAGGGGCGUUACUCUACUCUAGCAUAUACUCAAUGUUCAGGCCUUGUGAAAUAUGUACAGAUUUAAAAAUUCUUGUUGCUGACUUGUCCAUUUUCUUUCCCUGCAAUUUUGUUACAUCUGGGAUACAGUCUAACUCAUCUGAUUUUAAAAUGCAUUUACAGAAUGCCAUAAUUGUUAAUCCACCUUGUUUACAGACAGAUGAAAUAAAUUUAUUCCAACCAUA
Messenger RNA from Mobula hypostoma (lesser devil ray), 2704 nucleotides. Its product is annotated as profilin-2-like. The record is from RefSeq and is a predicted model, not a curated record. Lineage: Eukaryota; Metazoa; Chordata; Chondrichthyes; Myliobatiformes; Myliobatidae. The transcript is spliced from 3 exons. Bases 320 to 742 code for a protein of 140 amino acids. Gene Ontology annotation, biological process: positive regulation of actin filament bundle assembly; regulation of actin filament polymerization; actin cytoskeleton organization. Gene Ontology annotation, molecular function: actin binding. Gene Ontology annotation, cellular component: cytoplasm.